Phycomyces blakesleeanus NRRL 1555(-) is the source of this 1134-nucleotide messenger RNA. RefSeq lists its product as hypothetical. The transcript is spliced from 2 exons. Gene Ontology annotation, biological process: exocytosis; endocytosis; piecemeal microautophagy of the nucleus. NCBI's taxonomy places the organism in Eukaryota, Fungi, Mucoromycota, Mucoromycetes, Mucorales, Phycomycetaceae. Gene Ontology annotation, molecular function: oxysterol binding. The record is from RefSeq and is a predicted model, not a curated record. Gene Ontology annotation, cellular component: membrane; cytosol; intracellular membrane-bounded organelle. The coding region runs from base 1 to 1134 and encodes 377 amino acids.
AUGAUCCCUGUUGAGCAAAAGGGCGCCUUCCACCAGUUCCUCAAGUCCCUCGCCUCUUUCUCUGGAGACCUGUCUUCUCUUACCUGUCCUGCAUUCUUGCUUGCUCCAGUAUCACUCAUCGAGUAUUCUGAAUAUUGGACUCAGCAGCCGGAGCUCUUUGCAGCUAUUCCACAGGCGGAUGAUGAAUUAAAGCGCAUGUUGGCCUUUAUCAAGUGGUUCAUUUCUUCUCUUAAUGCAUCUUACUCUAGCCGUGUUCCCAAAGGCGAGUGGGAGAAGAAACCCUAUAACCCUGUCUUGGGCGAGCAGUUCUUUAUGUCCUGGUCCGAUGUCGACGGUUGUGGCGAGACCAACGUAAUAUGCGAGCAGGUGUCUCACCAUCCCCCUAUAACCGGCUUCUUCAUCGAAAACGCCAAGGCCGGAAUGUCACUCAAUGGACACACUGGACAGAAAACCCGCUUCUCUGGAACCUCACUUAUCUGUGACCAGGUCGGACAAAGCGUUGUAACCCUCAAGAACCGUGACGAAUCCUACCUAUUCACCAGUCCCUCCCUUACUGUCAAUGGCAUCUGGUAUGCAGCUCCUUAUGUUGAACUGACUGGAACUUCCUACAUCCAGUCAACCACUGGUCUCUACUGCUCAAUCGAAUAUUCUUCGCGCGGCUGGAUCUCAGGUGAAAGAAAUCAUUUCAAGUGUUACCUACGCAAGAACGGCGGAAACCCCAAGGAGUAUGUGUACAAGAUCGAGGGUCAGUGGAGUGGAAAGUCUACCAUCACAACACACGGAAGUAAGACAUCUGAGCCUUUCUUGGAUGUCACUAAGCUUAAGCCAGCCGAAAUGAAGGUCAAAGAUAUGUCAGCACAGGGUGAGCGUGAGAGUCGUCGUAUCUGGCAAAAGGUGUCUGAUGCUAUCCGUGCUGGCGAUGUUCAGACUGCUGGCAUAGAGAAGUCCAAGAUCGAAAACCAGCAGCGUAUAGAGCGGUCGGAGCGUGAGGAGAAGGGUAUUGCGUGGGAGCCAACUUACUUCCAUUGGAUUGAUAACGAGCCAAAGGUUCAGUCCCUGCAGCGUAUGCUGAAUUCUACCGUCAAGACAAAAUAUGAGCCUGCCACACAAGGCAACUGGGUCUUCAAGAAAUAA